CAAGUCCCCAACAGUAUUUCCCCCGGGAAUUCGAGGAGUUCGUGGCCGAGUGUCUAAACUGGAACGCGAACGAGAGGCCAAUGCCUUCUAUAUCUGCACUUCUGUGCCAUGACUUCUUCACCGGGAGUGGAAUGGAUACUCGUAGCCAGACACAUAUCUUUGAGAAUGUUGUGAUCAAGAGGAUGAUGAAGUGAUACUUCUCUGGAUUCAAUACUGGCAGCUGGAUACAUACAUACCUGUACAGACAUAGUCAAUCAGAUCUUCAUUUCGGAUACGAUAUACUACGUAAUUCUCAGUUACUUAGCUUGCUCCUGCUUGUUCUUCACAAAACUUCCCACGCAACGAAAGGAACAAACUAGUAGACGAUCGAAGAACAAAGAAACUGCAAGCCAAAAAACAGAGAUGAGACCAAAGAUUAUUGAAACCGGAAAAACCCUCUUUACAGAGACAAUUUUGUGCCAAGAGUUCAAAGUAGAAUUUGGUGUUGAGUAUCCACUGCAGCUGAAACGGCUAUGGUUGUGGGCUAAGGAAGCAUUAUCUGAUGAUAGAGCACAUACUUUUGUCUUUAAUAAAGAUGCCUUUGGGGUGGAAAAGAAGUUAUCAGUUUUUCUGAGUGAUAUACAUGCUCUGUGCGCUCGUGGCGAGAUGGCUGGAAGCAUAAUUACAAUAUACAUCCACUGCCUGUAUGAGCUUGUGAAAAAAACAAAAUGCUUCAGAUGAUCUCUUUCGUGGAUCCCGGCAUGGUAGGGACGCUUGCAUGUGGGGACAUAGGGCAGAGGUCACGCAAGCUUGCUGAUCGCUUUAAGGGGGCCUGUGAUGGACAACACUUUCUAAUACCGUUCAAUGACGUGAAUCAUUGGGCUUUGACUGUUGUCAAACCUAAUGAAGAGGUAGUGUACUACAUGGACCCCCUUAAGCGGCGUAUAGAUAGUCAGGAGUGGACUGAAGUGGUUGAUAAUGCUAUAGUUUGUACAAGAGUACCAUGAACACACCUAUGUUGAAGAAGAAAGUGUCUUGGGAGAACAUGGCGGGCAUCCCGAUGCAAAAAGGGAGUGUAGACUGUGGCUUGUUUGUAAUGCGAUACAUGAAAGAGAUCUGUCAGGAUAAGGAGGUUCAAUUUGCUUCAAAGUGGGCACGUCGGGGAAAUCUGGAAUACACCGAGGAUGAUAUCAAUCAAACAAAGGUUGAAUUUGCGAAGUAUUUUAUGAGUCAUAAUGCCAUUUGAAUGGUUCUACCCCUGGACUUUGGUUGUAUGUUUUAUUGUGUUAGAUUGUUGAAUCAUGUAUUGGGAAUUUAUAUUUCUUUUCUUGAUCAGUCUUUCUGUUGUAUGAA
Messenger RNA from Cuscuta campestris, 1332 nucleotides. NCBI's taxonomy places the organism in Eukaryota, Viridiplantae, Streptophyta, Magnoliopsida, Solanales, Convolvulaceae. The record is from the annotation of a GenBank genome assembly.